Molecule: messenger RNA, 1482 nt
Organism: Tupaia belangeri chinensis (Chinese tree shrew)
Lineage: Eukaryota; Metazoa; Chordata; Mammalia; Scandentia; Tupaiidae
Product: cytochrome P450 2B4-like
Biological process (GO): xenobiotic metabolic process; epoxygenase P450 pathway
Cellular component (GO): intracellular membrane-bounded organelle; cytoplasm
Molecular function (GO): oxidoreductase activity, acting on paired donors, with incorporation or reduction of molecular oxygen, reduced flavin or flavoprotein as one donor, and incorporation of one atom of oxygen; iron ion binding; arachidonate epoxygenase activity
Source: RefSeq, a predicted model, not a curated record
AUGGUGCUCUCAGCUUUACCGCUCCUCAGCAUCCUCAUUGGCCUCUUGUUAUUCUGGUUCUGGGGCCACCCCAACUCCCAGAGCCACCUGCCGCCUGGUCCCUGGCCUCUACCCUUCCUGGGGAAUAUUUUGCAAAUAGACCACAAAGGUUUUCUCGAAUCCUUCCAGGCACUGCAGGAGAAAUACGGGGACAUCUUCACAAUCUACCUUGGCUCUCGGCCCAUUGUCAUUCUGUGUGGAUAUGAGGCAAUGCGAGAAGCCUUGGUGGAUCAGGGUGAGGCUUUCUCUGGCCGAGGACUCAUCACCAUCACUGACUCCAUCUUCCAGGGAACUGGUGUGUUCUUCACCAGUGGAAAGUCUUGGAAAGUCCUUUGGCAAUUCUGCAUGACCACCAUGAAGGAUUUCGGGAUGGGGAAGCAUAGCAUUGAGGAAAGGAUCAAGGAGGAAGUGCAGUGUUUGGUGAAGGAGCUGCAGAAGUAUCAGGGGGCCUAUCUGGACCCAACUUUCCUCUUUCGGUCCAUCUCGGUCAACAUUGUCUGCUCUAUAAUCUUUGGUGAACGCUUCCACUACCUGGACCCCAAAUUCUUACAGCUGUUAAAUUUACUGAAGGACACCUUCAUUAUUUUCAGCUCUUUCUACGCCCAGGUGUUUGAACUCCUCUCUGGCAUCUUGAAACACUUCCCUGGCCCUCAAAUUCGGAUGUACAGCAACAUUCAAGAGAUGAAAGCCUUGAUUGCUGAGAGCAUAGAGAGGCAUCAGGAAACUCUGGACCCCAGCGCACCCCAGGACUUCAUCGAUGCCUUUCUGAUCUGCAUGGACAAGGCAAGGGCCAGGCUGGACUGGGGUUGUAGUGAGUUCAACUCUACGAAUUUCAUUAAUACUGUGCUCUCGCUGUUCAGUGGCACCGAUACCACCAGCACCACCCUCCUGUAUGGGCUUCUACUCCUUCUUAAGAAUCCUGAUAUCUUAGAAAAAGUCCAGAUGGAGAUUAACAAAGUGAUUGGCCCACACCGUCCUCCAGCCCUUGAAGACCGGGCAAAAAUGCCUUAUACAAGUGCUGUCAUCCAUGAGAUUCAGAGAUACAGUGACCUCACACCCAUUGGACUCCCUCACUGUGUCAUCAGGGACACCCACUUCCGAGGAUAUCAUCUGCCUAAGGAGACUACUGUGUACCCCAUCAUGAGCUCUGUUUUCCAUGACCCGUGCCAUUUUGAAAAGCUGGAUACCUUCUUCCCUGGCCACUUCCUAGAUGCAGAGAGCAACUUCAAGAAGCAAGAAGACUUUAUCCCAUUCUCCAUGGGAAAACGCUUCUGUCUGGGCGAGAGCUUGGCCCGUUCUCAACUCUUCCUCUUCUUCACCACAAUGCUGCAGAAAUUCUCUCUGGGCUGCCCCAAGGCCCCAGAAGACAUCGAUAUCACCCCCCGAAUGAAUGGGCUUGCGAAGAUACCCCCUGUGUAUCAGAUCAGCUUUCUGCCACACUGA